AUGUAUCCCACCCCACAUGCCGCUAACCGCAUACGGAAAUUCUGCUCUGCACGUCAACAACACCCUCCAACCAAAAGAGCAGCCAUGCCACACCUGCGCAGGCAACCGCACCCGCGCGACCUGGUCCCAAACCAAGACCCAAACACCACGCCCGAUCUCCGCGCACAAUACCAAACUCCGCCGACGCGCCAUCCAAAUCCCGCCCACCCAUCAACCGGUCCAGAUGUCUUCACACCCGAAGCUGCCCAAGCGGGACAUCCAGCAGCUCCAAUAAACCCCUUCGCAAUCUUCGGAAGACCGCGGGCCGAGCCCCAGCCUCAGAUGAUGGACGACGAUUUCGACGACGAGUACGACGACGACCCGCGCGCGGGCGCCGAGUUCGAUGAUAACGAUGCACCGAGCCCGGACGAUUCAUUCGACGUGGAACAAACCACAGAAGGACAAUUCGAUGACUCAGACCUUGAUCCCGAGCAGCUAGAAGAACACGAAGAGGUCUUCGACGAAGACGGCGACGAGGAAAUGCAAGAUCGAGAGAAAUCAGCCUCACCACUCCCACCGAAUCUCCGAGAAAUCUCAUCUCUUGCCUCAUGGACAGUCUCAACCUCCAAACCAGGCUGCGGCGUCGCGGCCCUCCGCAACCCCCCCCCAUCCCAAUACUGGCAAUCCGACGGCCCCCAGCCGCACACCCUCACACUACACUUCUUCAAACUAGUAGCCGUCGUGCGCGUACGCGUCUAUCUAGAUUUCGAACUCGACGAAAGCUACACGCCUACGAAGAUGAUAUUCGCCGCAGGGAUGGGCGGCAAUGACCUCGUGGAGUUCGCGACGUGGGAAGGCGAAGCACCAUGCGGCUGGGUGGAUAUUCCACUCGAAGGCGUGGGCGGCCGGAACGGCGGAUGGGUACGCCAUGAACCGAAGCGGCGCUCUGCGCAGAAUGCCCAGAACUGCGGUGAUCCUGAGCAUGAGCAUGAUGAGCACUGUGGUGCUGAUGAGCCGGAGAGCGACGGGGAUGAUCCCUACUCCGGGAAUGUGCUUAAGGCUAUGGUCAUCCAGAUGCGGAUUAUGGAGAAUCACCAGAAUGGAAAGGAUACGCAUGUUCGUGGGUUCCAGGUUUUUGCGUGCGAUGAUAGUCGGCGCAAGGUUGGGGCUGGGCCUUCUGCUUCGGCUGAUGCGAGGCGGAGGAGGCCUUCGAGGGGGGCUCAUGAUUUGAGGGGGAGGACGGUCAGUGAGGAUGUUGAGGAUGGGUUUGAUACUGGGUUGGAUGAGCCGGAGUGGAUGGGGGAGCCUGUUAUUCGAUGA
Penicillium brevicompactum is the source of this 1299-nucleotide messenger RNA. RefSeq names its product anaphase promoting complex subunit DOC1. NCBI's taxonomy places the organism in Eukaryota, Fungi, Ascomycota, Eurotiomycetes, Eurotiales, Aspergillaceae. The coding region runs from base 1 to 1299 and encodes 432 amino acids. Gene Ontology annotation, cellular component: anaphase-promoting complex. The transcript is spliced from 3 exons. Gene Ontology annotation, biological process: anaphase-promoting complex-dependent catabolic process; protein K11-linked ubiquitination. The record is from RefSeq and is a predicted model, not a curated record.